Messenger RNA from Gekko japonicus, 1437 nucleotides. RefSeq names its product pyruvate carboxylase, mitochondrial-like. Lineage: Eukaryota; Metazoa; Chordata; Lepidosauria; Squamata; Gekkonidae. Gene Ontology annotation, biological process: pyruvate metabolic process; gluconeogenesis. The transcript is spliced from 10 exons. Gene Ontology annotation, cellular component: cytoplasm. Gene Ontology annotation, molecular function: ATP binding; metal ion binding; pyruvate carboxylase activity. The record is from RefSeq and is a predicted model, not a curated record. The annotation marks the transcript as partial.
AUGUUACAGCUGCAUUUUGCCAAGGGCAGGCGGGCCUUCCUGGUCCUGAAGCGCCUCUCAGUAUACCCUGCCGCUUUCCAGAGCACCCAGCAUGUGGAAUACAAGCCCAUCAAGAAGGUGAUGGUGGCCAACAGAGGGGAAAUUGCAAUCCGGGUGUUUCGAGCCUGCACCGAGCUGGGCAUCCGGACAGUGGCUGUCUACUCAGAGCAGGACACGGGUCAGAUGCACAGGCAGAAAGCGGACGAGGCCUAUCUCAUUGGCCGGGGGCUUCCCCCAGUCCAGGCCUACCUGCACAUCCCAGACAUCAUUAAAGUUGCCAAGGAGAACGAAGUGGAUGCUGUCCACCCUGGCUACGGCUUCCUCUCCGAACGCUCGGAUUUUGCCCAGGCCUGCAUUGAGGCUGGUGUGCGAUUCAUCGGGCCCAGCCCUGAGGUGGUGCGCAAAAUGGGGGACAAGGUGGAAGCUCGUGCCAUCGCCAUCAGUGCAGGAGUGCCUGUAGUUCCCGGGACAGAAGCCCCGAUUUCCUCUCUCAACGAGGCGCAGGAAUUCUCCAACACUUACGGAUUUCCCAUCAUCUUCAAAGCGGCCUACGGCGGAGGAGGGCGGGGGAUGCGAGUUGUGCGUAGCUAUGAGGAGCUGGAGGAGAACUACACCCGGGCGUACUCCGAGGCCCUUUCCGCUUUUGGGAAUGGAGCUCUCUUUGUGGAGAAGUUCAUUGAGAAGCCGAGACACAUCGAGGUCCAGAUUCUGGGUGACGCGUACGGGAACGUGGUCCACCUGUACGAGAGGGAUUGCUCCAUCCAGAGGCGGCACCAGAAGGUGGUGGAGAUAGCGCCUGCCGCCCACCUGGACUCCCAGCUGCGUUCCAAGCUUACCAACGACGCCGUCAAGCUGGCCAAGCAGGUUGGGUACGAGAAUGCCGGCACGGUGGAGUUCCUGGUCGACAGACAUGGCAAGCAUUACUUCAUCGAGGUCAACUCUCGGCUCCAAGUAGAACACACGGUGACCGAAGAAAUCACAGACGUCGACCUUGUCCAUGCCCAGAUCCAUAUCUCCGAGGGGAAGAGCCUGCCCGAGCUGGGCCUCAAGCAGGACAAUGUGCGGAUCAACGGCUGUGCCAUACAAUGUCGGGUCACCACUGAGGACCCUUCUCGCGGGUUCCAGCCUGACACAGGCCGAAUCGAGGUGUUCCGGAGCGGCGAGGGCAUGGGGAUCCGCCUGGACAGCGCCUCGGCCUUCCAAGGAGCCGUCAUCUCCCCGCACUACGACUCGCUGCUGGUGAAAGUCAUCGCUCACGGCAAAGACCACACGACGGCGGCUUCCAAGAUGAGCCGGGCCUUGGCAGAGUUCCGGAUCCGUGGCGUCAAGGAUCACUCGGCCACUGGGAAAACUGGUGUGGGAUUUGAGAUUCACUGGUGGCACAUUGCCUUUGUGAAC